AUGAGGAUCCACACUCCUCAGUCCAGCAGUGGCAGCAGCAAGUAUUGUUGCAGGUGGUCUUGGAUUAAUAAAGAUAUUGCCCGCUUGGUGUUACUUUUCUCAGCCAUACUACUCUACAUGAUGUUUGGAGCUGUUGUCUUCUCUGCCUUGGAAAGAACUUCUGAGAUUAAAGCUCUUAAAAAAUGGGAUAAGAAGUUUACUGAGUUUGCUCAGAAGCACCAGGUAAACCAGGGAGAGCUGCAUAUGCUGCUGAAGGAUUACGAACAUGCCAAUGUUGCUGGAAUUUGGGUGCAAGGUCAGAGGACACAGUGGGACUUUUCAGGAGCCUUUUGCUUUGUGGCAACUGUUGUCUCCACUAUUGGAUAUGGACUGACAGCACCAGCCACCACUGAUGGAAAGGUUUUUCUCAUUUUCUUUGGCUUGAUUGGAUGUGCAGGAGCCAUUCUUUUUUUCAACCUCUUUUUAGAACGUGCCAUUACCCUUUUAGCAUAUGUUCUACAAAGAGGUCGCAAGUGGAACAGGGGGCUAAAAAGUGAUACAUCUCAUCUUAACACACAACAAGGAUACGGUCUGGGCAGGCAGAAAUCUUGGAAGCCCUCUGUCUACCACGUGGCUAUCAUUUUAUUGUUAGUUUGUUUCCUGGUAGCAUUUGGUGCAUCUGGACUCUACACUAUUGUAGAAGGUUGGGACUAUCUGGAGUCAAUGUACUUCUGCUUUGUAACUUUUAGCACUAUGGGCUUUGGAGACAUGGUAAGCGGACUUAAGGAAUGCUAUGAAUCAAGCUGGUUUUACAAAAUUGCCAACUCAUUAGCACUUUUUCUUGGUGUGUGCUGUACAUAUUCUCUUUUAAACCUUAACUCUGUCAUAAUAAAACAGAUCCUGAACUGGUUGUUGGACAAGAUCAUGUGUUUGAGUUGCUGUCCACAGACUGGAUUGAAAAAUUUCUGCUGUUCCUGCUUGAUGUGUACUAAAGACCCUGAUCUUCAGCCCGAGCCGAAUACAGAAAGCCAUUUUGGCCAACACUGGAUCUGCAAUAUGAAAAUGGUUUCCCUGAGCUCCCAUGGCAGAGAGAAAAGCAGUGGUGAUGGUUCUGCAUUACAGACUGUGUACCAGAGUGAAAUAGAAAAGAAUGUCACAAUUGAACAACAUGUGUCAGACAAAACUGUGAAUGGCAGUCACCACCACCUUUGA
Trichomycterus rosablanca is the source of this 1191-nucleotide messenger RNA. It is a transcript of the gene kcnk20, whose product is annotated as potassium channel subfamily K member 12. Gene Ontology annotation, biological process: potassium ion transmembrane transport; stabilization of membrane potential. NCBI's taxonomy places the organism in Eukaryota, Metazoa, Chordata, Actinopteri, Siluriformes, Trichomycteridae. The transcript has 2 exons. The coding region runs from base 1 to 1191 and encodes 396 amino acids. Gene Ontology annotation, cellular component: plasma membrane. Gene Ontology annotation, molecular function: potassium ion leak channel activity; outward rectifier potassium channel activity. The record is from RefSeq and is a predicted model, not a curated record.